GGCCGGAGGUGGGUGGCGGAGGGGGCUUCCGCUGUCAAGGACGACGGGUCGGAGGCAGGGAAUUCCCGCCUGCGUUUCGAGGGCCCGGCGGCCGCGAAUAGCCGCAGUCAGCAGUCGGCCGCGAAUAGCGCGCCACGCCGCAGCAAGUGCCCGCCCGCCCGCCGAACAGCACACCGCGAAGGACUCUCCUGCCUGCACCGUAAUGUGACGUCACAGGUAAUCAGUCGAGGAGUCACCUGCGUCGUCGCCACCGCCUCGGCAGUCUAACAGCGGCGCCGGCAUGUGGACGGCUCUGCUGCUGCUGGCGGCGGCGCUCGCGGCGGCGGCGGCCUGCUGGUUCCUGCGGCGCAGCGCGUCGCACUGGUCACGGCGCGGGCUGCCCUACCUGCGGCCGCACCUGCUGCUCGGCAACGCGGCCGGCGUCGCGCUCAACCGGCAGACCUGCGGCCAGGUGUUCGGCGAGCUGUACGCGCGCCUGCGCGGCCACCCGCUGGCCGGCAUCUUCCUGCUGUGGCAGCCCGCGCUGCUGGUGCGCGACCCCGCCAUCGCGGGCCGCGUGCUCGUCCGAGACUUCGAGUGCUUCCGCGACCGCGGCCACCGCGCCUCCGACCCCAUCCUGCAGGACCUCUUCUUCCUCAAGGGCGACCGCCGCUGGAGGACCCUCAGGGACAGCCUCGAGCCGGGGUUCGGGCCGAAAGGCGCCAGGCACAUGUUCUUCCUGCUGGACGAGAUGGCACAGCGUCUUAUGAAGGUGCUGGAGGCUCCAGCAGAGCGGCUCCUGGAGCUGGACGUCUACGACCAGAUGCACCGUUUCGUCAUCGACACGGUGGGGACGUGCGCCUUCGGCGUCGAGUUCGAAUCGAUGCUGAACUACGACUGCUUCGUCGUGAGGAAGGCGAGGCGCCUGGCCAGCGGCUCUCUGCUCAGAAGGAUCAGAAAGACGCUGGUUCUGGCGGUGCCCGACGCGGCCAGGGCGAUGGGCGUCCGCUUCCUGCGCUCCGGCGACGCCGACGUCUUCCGUUGGCUGACGGCAGAGAUCGUGGCGCACCGCCGCCGCCACAACGUGCGCCGCAACGACCUCAUGCAGCUGCUGAUGGCGCUCGCAGCCAAGGAGGACGCCGAGGACUCACCACAGUCUGACUUCGGCGGCGACAUGCUGGCGUCGCAGGUGAUGAUGCUGCUGAUGCUGGGCCGCCACAAGGUGGCCACCACGCUCGCCUUCUGCCUGCACCAGCUGGCCGUCCACCACGAGGUGCAGACUCGGGCUCGGCUCCAGGUGGACACCGCGCUGCGCAAGCACGGGAAGGAGCUGAGCCUGGAGGUGCUCGCCGACAUGCCCUACCUCGACAUGGUGCUCUCAGAGACGCUGCGGCUGCACCCGCCCUUGUCCAACCUGUCGCGCAGCUGCACGGCGCCCUACACCUUCCCCGGCACGACGCGCCUGGGGGACGGCGCGCUGCACCUGCAGCCGGGCGAGGCGCCGCUGCACAUCCCCAUCUGCGCCCUCCACCGCGACCCCUGCUACUUCCCGCAGCCCGAGCGCUUCGACCCCGAGCGCUUCGGCCCGGACCAGCUGGCGCGCCACACGCCCUUCUCCUACCUGCCCUUCGGCGCGGGCCAGCGCUCGUGUCUCGGGGAGCGGCUUGCCCUCCUGCUGAUGAAGACGACCCUGGCGAGGCUGCUGUCCCGCUACGAGCUUUUCCAAAGCCCGAGAACCGAGUACCCCGCACCCAUAGACCCGCGUCUGCUGAUGCUGCGCCCCAAAGGUGGACUCUGGGUCAAGAUCUCCAACAGGCACUGGCUACCAUGCGACUAAGCGAGAAGAACCUGUCUGUUGCUCUGACUUAUAGUCCUCAUGGUGGAUUUCGUUUUCCAGUUCCAAGAUCGAUUACUCCGUGACUAUAGAUCCACAUCUGCUGACACUGCUUCCCAGAGGUGGGUUGUGAGUCAAGGCAUCCAACAGGCACUAGUUGCCAUAUGCCUAGCAGGUGUGGGAAACUACAUGCAGCUCCUGCUUGUACACCUCAUCGUGGAGCUCAUGUCCCAGCUUCAGAACGAACAACUCAGCGCCCUCAGACUGAUGUCUGCUGGUGCUGCACCACAGAGAUGGCCUGCAGAUCUGGACUUCCAACUGGCUGACCUGAGAUUAAGUAGGCCAGAAGCUUACCUGGUGCUCCCAAUCAUAACUCUUGUAGUGGAUCUCCUUACACAGCACCGUUACCGACUACUCAGUGCUCUCAGAAUCGUACUUGCUGACUCUCCAACACAGCAAUGGGCUAUGGGUCACGAUUUCCUGUGACAUCUGCAGAUCUGCCCUGAGACUAAGCCGUGUAGGAGCCUACCUGGUUUCUUCAUACACCUGCUGGUUGAUUUUGUUUCCCAAAUCCAACAGCGACCUCUGAUGCUGAUAAACCCAUGUCUGCUGGUGCUGUACCCCAGAAGUGCGUUAGGGGCUAAGACCUCCUAAAAUCACUGGUUCUCUUGUGAAAAGCAGGUGUGUGUAAAUAUACAAACAGCUGUCAGUCGUAUCCCUCAGGACGAUCUCAUUCUGCAGUCUCAACCACCCAGUGGGCCUUGAUCCAAAACAUUCUUGUGCUGCAUCCCAGAGGUGGGCAGUGGGUCAAGAUCUCCAAUGGGCAUUGGCUGCCCUGAAUAUCAGUGAGAUGGAGUCCUACCUGGUGUUUCCUUGGUAGACCUUGUUGCCUAAUCCCAGAGAUUACUUGGCAUCCACAGACCUGUAUCUGCCGAUGGUGCACCUCAGAGGUGAGGGAUCGGUCAGGAUCUCCAAUAGUCAGUGGCUGCAUUGUGACUAGCAAGCAUAGGCUAUUAUAUGCACUUCCUAGCAGUGGAUAUACUGAUUCCCAGCCCAUAGACCCACACCUGCUGAUGCUGCAACUCGCAGACGAGCUCUGGAUUUGCUCUCCAGCAGACAAUGGCCGCCUGAAAGCUAAGCAAUGCUGGAACGUACCUGGUGUUCCCAAUUAUAUCCCGCAUGGUGGAUUUCAAUACUCAGGACUGCUCUUAGACUAGCAGGUGCUGAACCCCACCUGUUUCAGCUGGUAUCUCAUCUUCUUCAGGAAUUCAAAGUGAUUCAGAAUCAAGAUGUGUUGUGCUCACUGCAAAAGACAUGAACUCAUGUAGCAAUGUUAUUUUUGCUGUUGUCAUCUGUGCUAUAAAAUGCUCUACAGCUGCGCUUCACAUUAUAUUGUCUGGCAUAUUAAGGUGUUCCGAGCAGAAUAUUUAUUAUUUUCACUCUGUCACUGGGUAGACAUUAUGGGAAAAAUAAAGGUGGUACAUGUAAAGCA
Molecule: messenger RNA, 3305 nt
Organism: Schistocerca gregaria
Lineage: Eukaryota; Metazoa; Arthropoda; Insecta; Orthoptera; Acrididae
Product: probable cytochrome P450 6a13
Exons: 7
Coding region: 281-1816 (511 amino acids)
Molecular function (GO): iron ion binding; oxidoreductase activity, acting on paired donors, with incorporation or reduction of molecular oxygen; monooxygenase activity
Source: RefSeq, a predicted model, not a curated record